UAGUAUUGAUGAAAAGAAGACAAUUCACAUAAGCUAGUAUUUUUACAACCUUACUUCCCAUCAUCGUACAAAUGUUACAAUAUAUGAGUGAUUAUUGUGUUUAGUGAAUGGUGAAAAACUCUCUCUUAUCUUAUAUAUCUGGAGCAUAUCUUGUCAUAUCUCGAUUAUAACACGCUCUCGCCAUGGAAGAAACAUGGAUAAUAUCACUACUGUUGGGAAUAUUACCAAUCGUAGGGUUGAUAUUAUGGUGGUGGAAUGAGAUUUGGUAUUUGAGAGGAAUCAAGGUUAGAUGCUCAAAAUUAUUUAACACCAAUAAUAAUAAUAAUAAUAAUAUUGUGAAAAUACCACCUGGUCACUUGGGUUUUCCUUUCAUCGGAGAGACUCUAUCAUUACUAUGGUUCUUCAACAUCAUCGCCCGCCCUGAUGAUUUUAUCACCUCUAAGAAAUACAAGUAUGGAGAAAAUGUGGGUGCAUACAGAACCCAUUUGUACGGAUGUCCAAGCAUCAUAGCAUGCUCUCCAUCCCUUUGCAAAUUUGUACUGAAUUCAAGUGACAAAUUCAAACAAGAAUGGCCAACCACCCAAGUUUUGGGUGCUAAUUCUGUAAUAACACUUGAGGAGGGCCCACGCCAUGGUGUUAUCAAGAAUUUUAUUGUCAAUUAUAUUAACCGUCCUGCUUCUCUAACCCGGUUUCUGCUCCAUGUUCAACCUACCAUAAUCCAAGCCCUUCAAUUAUGGUCCCACCAGCACAAAAUCAAGACAUUUUAUCAAGUCAAAAAGGUGACACUUGACUACACUAUGAAGUACAUGGCUCAUCUUGAAGCUGGAACUCAAAUACAUGUUAUUGAGAAGUUAUUCGAGGGUGUAGCUUCUGGCUUUAGAUCUCAACCAUGGAACAUUCCUGGAACAAGUUUCUAUCAUGCCCUCAAGUGCCGGAAAGAGAUAAUGAAGAAGCUGAAGGAACAGCUAGAUAAGAUGAAGCAGAAUACUGCUAUCGAAGCAACGGAUCAAUUAGAGAGUAGAAGUAGUGAUUUAAUGAGUGGAUUGUUAGAGAUGAAGGAUGAAGAAGGAAGACAUUUAAGCGAACAAGAGGUUUUAGAAAAUGUUUUAAGCACUAUCCUCUUGGGUCAUAUGUCCAUUGCUUAUGUCUUGACUUGGUCUCUCUACUUCUUACACAAGUCUCCUCAACUUCUUCUUAAGCUUCGGGAAGAGAACAUGGCGAUGGUAAAGAAGAUAAAUAGUGGGAGCCUUACGUAUGAAGAUAUCUUGAAGCUCAAGUAUACAAACAAGGUUGCGGAAGAAACAAUUAGAAUGGCAAAUAUCGCAGGAUUUGUAUUCAGGAAAGUUACUGAUGAUGUUGAAUUUAAAGGUUACAUUAUACCAAAAGGUUGGAAUGUGAUUAUAUGGCUUAGGUUCCUUCACAAUGAUCCCACCAAUUUUGAUGAUCCAAUGAACUUCAAUCCAGAUAGAUGGGAUGUAGCACGCCCGAAGCAUGGAGCAUACCUUCCUUUUGGCAGAGGUUCAAGAAGUUGUGCAGGGAACACACUCGUUCGAGCAUCUCUUGUCCUUUUCCUCCAUCAUUUGUCUAUUGGAUAUGAGUGGGAGUUGCUUAAUCCUAAUUCCAAGAUCAAAUAUCUUUCACAUCCAUUACCUGUGGACGGCCUUGAGAUUUCUAUCAGGAAAAUUUAAGAAAUCACUAGUAUGGCCGUGUCAAUGUACGGGAUAUCUAUAUCGUGAUAAGAUGUCAACUACUCUUUUCAAAUGAUAAUUAUGUGAUUUUUAGUAUUAUAAUAAUAGCCCUGAUUUUAAGUAACUCUUACAGUGCUGUGAAAUAUAAUUAUUCUCUUAAUCUCACUCUUAAAAUAGUUUAGAAACAAA
Spinacia oleracea (spinach) is the source of this 1877-nucleotide messenger RNA. Its product is annotated as abscisic acid 8'-hydroxylase 2. Gene Ontology annotation, molecular function: iron ion binding; monooxygenase activity; oxidoreductase activity, acting on paired donors, with incorporation or reduction of molecular oxygen. The coding region runs from base 183 to 1688 and encodes 501 amino acids. The record is from RefSeq and is a predicted model, not a curated record. Lineage: Eukaryota; Viridiplantae; Streptophyta; Magnoliopsida; Caryophyllales; Amaranthaceae. Gene Ontology annotation, biological process: sterol metabolic process; multicellular organism development; brassinosteroid biosynthetic process. The transcript has 9 exons.